Molecule: messenger RNA, 1224 nt
Organism: Prosopis cineraria
Lineage: Eukaryota; Viridiplantae; Streptophyta; Magnoliopsida; Fabales; Fabaceae
Product: transcription factor bHLH87-like
Exons: 2
Coding region: 133-1200 (355 amino acids)
Biological process (GO): regulation of DNA-templated transcription
Molecular function (GO): protein dimerization activity; DNA-binding transcription factor activity
Source: RefSeq, a predicted model, not a curated record
UGCAGUCAGUCAUCUCUUGUUAUCUUUCCUAAAGUAUUAUUGAAGACUCCCAAGAAACAUUUUCUUAGAAUCUUGGCUUCGGGGUUUAUAUUUUGGUUUUCUGAAGCAGCUGGAUCUAGAAUCGUGAACAGCAUGGAUGGUCUUUCCUGGGAUACUUCUGAAUUUUUCACCAAUAUGCCGAACUUGUGGAACGCUCAACCAGAAGACAUUGAAGAGAAAGUAUGCUACGCCACGCCUGAAUUCGAUUAUCAAGUGCAUGAGACGCAGAAUAAUAAACCAGCUCAAACAGAUCAUCAUCUUCACCAUCUUUAUUCAGCUUUUGAUCUUGUGCCAGAUUAUUUCGACACUCAUAUGGCCAACCAACACCACCACCAACAACAACAGCUCAUCAAUGGCGGCGUCUCAUACAGUGACAUCAACAGAGAUGACGGGGAUAUUUCCACGAUUCUAUCUGAUAACUGUGGAAGAAACAUAUGGAGCUUCAACAACAAUAAUAAUGGAAGUUCAGUUUCCCCUGGUGAUAAAUCUCAGAAGAGUAAUAACAUCGCUUCUGCAGCUUCCUGUGGUAGCGGAAAGAACAAGGACGACGUCCUUCAGUAUCAAGUCAAUGAAAUUGAAGACGCCAUUUCUCACAGCACUUCAUCACGUCCAUGUGUGGUCAAUCAAGGCAAUAAUAUUUCAGAACGUAACGAGCUUAAUCAUGCAAAAAGGAGUUUUGGACUCAUUCCAGAGAAUAACAAUCCACCAAAGCCGAAGAAAUCUAGAUGGGAACAUAACUUCUCACCUUCUUCAAACAUAAAUUUUCAGCAGCCAAACUCAAGCAUGUCAUCUAAUUCCAGUAUUAUUACCCAAGAGCCUGAUGCAGAGGCCAUGGCACACAUGAAGGAGAUGAUAUAUAGGGCUGCAGCGUUCAGGCCAGUGGACUUAGUGUUGGAGGUGGUGGAAAAGCCUAGAAGGAAGAAUGUGAGAAUCUCAACAGAUCCACAGACUGUAGCAGCGAGGCAAAGAAGAGAGAGAAUAAGUGAGAGGAUUAGGGUUUUGCAGAAGAUUGUGCCUGGUGGAAGCAAGAUGGACACAGCUUCAACGCUUGAUGAAGCUGCAAAUUAUCUCAAGUUUCUCAGGUCGCAGGUCAAAGCAUUGGAAAGUCUAGGAGACAAGGUUCAUUAUUCUAUGAACUGUAAUCCCUUUCUCUUUUACUAAUCCUAGUCAUCUUUAUAACUUCCA